Molecule: messenger RNA, 852 nt
Organism: Striga asiatica
Lineage: Eukaryota; Viridiplantae; Streptophyta; Magnoliopsida; Lamiales; Orobanchaceae
Source: the annotation of a GenBank genome assembly
CUUUUUUUCUUCUGUUCAUCUUCAACCCACACAAUUGCUCGUACUUGCGCCUGACCUUGAUAUGGCAAUCCUCUAUUCGUUUCUGUAGAAUUUACCAUAUAAGGUUUGCUCUUUUGACAAAAUGUCAUCACCAAGCAAGAGGCGAGAUAUGGAUGUCAUGAAACUAAUGAUGAGCGACUACUCCGUGGAGCCCAUUGAAGAUGGCAUCAACAAGUUCAAUGUGGAAUUUCAUGGCCCAAAAGAAAGUCCCUAUGAAGGUGGAUUUUGGAAAGUUCGUGUGGACCUUCCGGAUGCGUAUCCUUACAAGUCUCCUUCCAUUGUGUUUGUCAAUAAGAUCUUCCACCCAAAUGUUGACGAGCAGUCUGGUUCUGUAUGCUUGGAUGUUAUUAACCAGUCAUGGAGUCCAAUGUUUGAUCUGUUGAAUGUGUUUGAGGUUUUCCUCCCUCAGCUUCUACUCUACCCAAAUCCAUCGGACCCACUUAACGGUGAUGCAGCAUCACUGAUGAUCAAAGACAAAACCAAAUAUGAACAAAAAGUCAAAGAGUAUUGCCAGCGGUACGCAAAGAAGGAGCACAUUAAGAACAACUUAACAGAUGAAAGUGGUGAUGAUGUAAGCGAUGACGAGACGUUUAGCGGCGGAAGGAGCGAAAGCGAAGACGAGUUCAUAGGACGUGCGGAUUCAUAGCCCGUCCAUUAGUUUCAUUAUUCUGUAUUAUGAAUUAUUAGAGUCGUGUAAAUUAGGACUGCAUGCCAGCUUUUUAUGGAUUAGGUGUUGUGAAACUCCCUGUAGACUGUAGUAUUAUUACAGUAAGUGAAAUAUCUGGAAGAUUGCUCUCUCUCUCUCUCUCUCUC